CGCCGCUCAGGUGCAAGCCCGAAUAGAAGGUGGUGUAUUUGACCCUUCCAGUUCCUGUACUAUGGCCACGCUGAGUGCCAAGCCGAGUCAGCGCUUCCAGCUGUCCGACUGGCAAAUCAAUAGCCACCUGCUGUCCACCAACGCUGAGAGGCAGCGAGAUGCCUCGCAUCAGAUCCGCCAGGAGGCCCGGGUCCUCCGGAAUGAGACCAAUAACCAGACCAUUUGGGACGAAUAUGACAAUAGAACUCGACUGGCAGAGAGGAUCGAUACUAUCAACCGGUGGAAGGAGAUGCUGGACAAGUGUCUGACGGAUUUAGAUGCUGAGAUUGAUUCCCUGGCAAAGGCAGGGAGCUGGGGGCCAGGAAACUCUGCUGCAAAGACCCACUCCUCCUUCCCCACUUCUGGAUGGGGGUCAUGAGUGGCAUGACAGUCACUGGCCCCUUGGCUAAAGUGGGGUAAUAGCUACUUCUGCCAUGGCUCCACAAGCCUCCUGUGUCCCCUUUUCCAGAUGAAGGAGUCAGCAGAGCAAAACCUGCAGGCCAAGAACCUACCUCUGGAUGUGGCCAUCGAGUGUCUGACCCUGCGGGAGAGUCGGCGGGACAUUGAUGUGGUGAAGGACCCUGUGGAGGACGAGCUGCAUAAAGAAGUGGAGAUCAUUGAGGCCACCAAGAAGGCCUUGCAACAGAAGAUCAGCCAGGCCUUCGAGCAGCUCUGCCUCCUGCAGGAAGUGCGCCAGCAGCUCAACUCUGACCAUCGGGGCAAAAUGGAGACACUGGAGAUUGACAGAGGUUGUCUCUCUCUCAACCUCAUGUCCCCAAACAUCUCUCUGAAGAUCAAUCCCACACGUGUCCCCAAUGGCUCCACCACACUCCAGCAGUGGGAUGACUUCAGUCUGUUCAACAAGGACCAAGCAGAGGCAGAGAUGAAAGCAGCCAUUGAGCUGAGGGAGGCCAUUGCCUUGACUAUUGCUGAGACCAACAACGAACUCGAAGCCCAGAGGGUCGCCACAGAAUUUGCCUUCAGGAAACGGUUGCAGGAGAUAGAGAAAUUGUACAGUGAGCUCAAGUGGCAGGAGAAGAAUACCUUGGAGGAGAUCGCUGAGCUGCAGGAAGACAUCCGGCAGCUGGAGGAGGAUCUGCGCAUUAAGUUACUGAGCCUGAAGCUGUCCCAUACCCGGCUAGAGGCCAGAACCUACCGGCCCAACGUGGAACUCUGCCGGGACCAGGCCCAGUACGGCCUCACUGACGAGGUUCACCAGUUAGAGGCAACCAUUGCCUCCCUGAAGCAGAAGCUGGCACAAGCACAGGAUGCACUGGACGCCCUGCACAAGCACCUGGCCCGGCUGCAAGCUGAUAUUGCCUGCAAGGCUAACUCCAUGCUACUGGACACCAAGUGCAUGGACACGCGACGCAAGCUGACCGUGCCUGCUGAGAAGUUUGUGCCUGAGGUGGAUACCUUCACCCGCACUACAAACCGCACCUUGAGCCCUCUCAAAACCUGCCAGCUGCAGCUGGCCUAGCCUUGGAGGAGUGAGUGUGGAGGGGAAGCUGAAGCUUAGGUGGGGAAAUGGAAGCGGCAGGAGAGACUGAGUCUAAUAAUAAACGUGCAUGUUCUCAGGCC
Messenger RNA from Otolemur garnettii (small-eared galago), 1620 nucleotides. RefSeq names its product tektin 2 (gene TEKT2). Bases 509 to 1519 code for a protein of 336 amino acids. NCBI's taxonomy places the organism in Eukaryota, Metazoa, Chordata, Mammalia, Primates, Galagidae. Gene Ontology annotation, biological process: cilium movement involved in cell motility; cilium assembly. The transcript is spliced from 9 exons. The record is from RefSeq and is a predicted model, not a curated record. Gene Ontology annotation, cellular component: nucleus; microtubule cytoskeleton.